Messenger RNA from Cordyceps militaris CM01, 1110 nucleotides. RefSeq names its product xylitol dehydrogenase XdhB, putative. The coding region runs from base 1 to 1110 and encodes 369 amino acids. Gene Ontology annotation, molecular function: L-iditol 2-dehydrogenase (NAD+) activity. The transcript has 2 exons. Gene Ontology annotation, biological process: D-sorbitol catabolic process. Lineage: Eukaryota; Fungi; Ascomycota; Sordariomycetes; Hypocreales; Cordycipitaceae. The record is from RefSeq and is a predicted model, not a curated record.
AUGAGUCCCUCGGCGAAUGGCACCGCCGGCCUCAAGCCCAACAUUGGCGUCUACACCAACCCCAAGCACGAGCUCUGGCUGGCCGAGACGGGUCCCAGCGCCGAGAGCGUCCAGUCCGGCGCUGGCCUCCAGGAGGGCCAAGUCACCAUUGCCAUUCGUAGCACCGGCAUUUGCGGAUCUGACGUGCAUUUUUGGCACGCCGGCUGCAUCGGUCCCAUGGUCGUCACCGGCGACCACAUCCUCGGCCACGAGUCGGCCGGGGAGGUGAUUGCCGCGCACCCGUCAGUGACGUCGCUCGCCGUCGGGGACCGCGUCGCCAUCGAGCCCAAUGUCGUGUGCCACGCCUGCGAGCCGUGCCUGACGGGGCGGUACAACGGCUGCGCGCGCGUCGCCUUCCUGUCGACGCCGCCCGUCGACGGCCUGCUGCGGCGCUACGUCCACCACCCGGCCAUGUGGUGCCACAAGCUCGACGGCCUGUCGUACGACGAGGGCGCGCUGCUGGAGCCGCUCAGCGUGUCCCUCGCGGCCAUUGAGCGCGCCGCGCCGCGCCUCGGCGACCCCGUGCUCGUCUGCGGCGCGGGGCCCAUCGGCCUCGUCACGCUGCUGUGCUGCGCCGCCGCCGGCGCGUGCCCGCUCGUCAUCACGGACAUUUCCGCGCGCCGGCUGGCGUUUGCGAGGGAGGUGUGCCCGCGCGUCAUCACGCAUCACGUGGCGCCGGGGGUCGGGGCGGAGGCGGCGGGUCGGCAGAUUGUCGAGGCCAUGGGCGGCGUCGAGCCCGCGCUGACCAUGGAGUGCACGGGCGUCGAGAGCAGCAUCGCGGCGGCCAUCUGGGCGACCAAGUUUGGCGGCAAGGUCUUCAUCAUCGGCGUCGGCAAGAACGACAUCUCCAUUCCGUUUAUGCGCGCCUCGGUCCGCGAGGUCGACGUCCAGCUGCAGUACCGCUACAGCAACACCUGGCCACGCGCCAUCCGCCUGCUGCGGAGCGGCGUCGUUGACCUGUCCAAGCUCGUCACGCACCGCUUCCCGCUCGAGGAGGCCGUCAAGGCAUUUGAGACGUCGGCGGACCCUGAGAGCGGCGCCAUCAAGGUCCUGAUCCAGAGCCUCGAUUAA